UUUGGAUGCUGAGAAUUGAUACUUCAGAAAAGUGUUAAAAGUUUAUGGAAGCAGAAAGGAUGCUGUUGGUUAAGACGUGCUUUUCUUCGCAUUUGGCCGACGAUGUUGAUGUACACCGAGUCCGACCAUAGGCUAUACAUAUUCUCCCCCUUUUGACGGUUCAUUAGUCGGAUAAGGUAAAUGUGAACACAGAAAAUACACACUGGGAACAACGAAAUUCCGAUGCAGAAAUCCUCAGCACUCUUCGGGAUGGUCAGUCACUGCCAAACCCCAUCGUUUUCAGACUUCACGGGACUGACUCUCUCCAUGUACAGCAGUAAAUCGGACAUCUGCGCCAGACGCAUCGGGAACGACGGUUUUGGAGCCCAGAGUCAUAUGCAAUGUCCGAGUCCAAAGCGGCAUGCCGCGCCAGAAGAGCGCUAUGGAUCUCAAGAGAAAGGCCUUUUGACAGCCAAAUCUCCCCGCGCCUGCUUCUCUCUCUCCCCCGAACAAGUGAACGGCAGCUGCAGCGGUGCGUACUGCCCAGAGAAGGAGAGUGGGCCAGAGCUGGGGGGCAGUGAGGGCACACUGAUGCGCUGUGGGCAGAGUCUGGCGGUGCCGGUGCCACCAGGGAGCCAGCCAGGUCCAGUGGGUCAUUACCACAGUGUCCACUGUGAGCGGCCCACACCCACACACAACCUUCAUCUGCAGGACAGCCAGCAGCAGCACGCUGAAGCCAGGUCCUCUGCCUUCCAGAGAUCCCUGGCCUCUCCCGACCCAGGCUGCGGAACCUCCAACGGGACCAGGGCACUUCCUCUCUCCUAUCCCAUCAAACAGGAGGCAUCCAUGGGCUACAACAUCUCACAGGGACCAGGGGUCCCCACCACAAUCCAGGGUGCCUUCCAGAACAGCAGGGGAAACAUUGGGGUCCGGCGGGGGGAGAUGGAGGGUCCUCUCGGUGGAAGCGGUGGUGGCAGUGGCUUAGGCAGUGCUCUAUCGGCAGACUCAGCGUACCCGUUUAAUAAUGAAGAUGGCUCCUCCCCGCUGUCUUUGUCCCCAAGCGGCUCCCGUCAUUCAGCGCGGCUGCUCACUACUAGCAGCCUGAAGAGACGCUGCCUGUCCCUGGCUUCCCAGUCCGCCGCUGCCAGCAGUAACGCUAGCGCCGUCGCGAACGCCGUCGUCACCACCACCGAGGGGAUCGAUAUCACCGCCAUUAUCUGCUCCUCCCAGAUGUCCGUGGUGGCCUGUGUCAACGGGCUCCGGACAAACCCCUCACCCCAGCCCAGCGGCGGCUUCUCCUCCCGGGGGCCCCCACAAGCCCCCACCCCCCCCCAGCAGUGCAGCAGCCCCCAGCAGCCUCUCUCGCAGGAGAGUUGUCAGCUGCCCUCGCCUGCCGCCUGCCUGCUGUCCCUCUCCUCGGGCUCCUCCUCGGGCUCCUCCUCCUCCUCCGUGUCGUCUCUGGACCCGGAGCAGCAGAACCAGGGACUGUGUGAGGAGCCCGGCUCCAUCAGCCGGGGGGGUGGAGGAGGAGGAGGAGCAGGCGCCGAUGGGCUGGGUCUGCUGAUGAGUGGGGCCCUGAUGACGGGAGGCCUGCUUGGGAACGUGUCUAUGCUGGAGGGCUGUCAGAGGGCCGGUGGAGGAGCUCUGAAACAGGAGCCUCUAGAUGACUUCUCUCCCAGCGAGGAGGAGCUCUUUCAGCACCACUACCACCAUCACCACCAUUAUAACCACCUGACCGGCCGCACUGCUGCCAGCCACCUCCGUCCUCACCCCCACCACCCUGCCCCCCCGCGGCCCUCCAUGCCCCCACCCUACCACCUGCACCAGUACGGGGGCCCAAGCCCGGGGGGCUUGCUGCACCUUCAGAACCAGCCCACAUCAUCUUCAUCUUCUCUCCUCUUGGGCCUCAAGACUUCGAGCCCCGUCGGGGGAGAGGACGGUGGGCCGCUCAGCGACAAGCAGGUUUGCCGCUGGAUUGACUGCAGUGUGGCGUACGAGCAGCAGGAGGAGCUAGUGAGGCACAUCGAGAAGGUGCACAUCGACCAGCGCAAAGGGGAGGACUUCACCUGCUUCUGGGCCGGCUGCAUCCGCCGCUACAAGCCCUUCAACGCCCGCUACAAACUCCUCAUCCACAUGAGGGUCCACUCGGGAGAGAAGCCCAACAAGUGUAUGUUUGAGGGCUGCAGCAAGGCCUUUUCCCGCCUGGAGAACCUAAAGAUCCACCUACGGAGCCACACAGGGGAGAAGCCCUACCUGUGCCAGCACCCCGGCUGCCAGAAAGCUUUCAGCAACUCCAGCGACCGGGCCAAGCACCAGCGCACUCACCUGGACACGAAACCGUACGCGUGUCAGAUCCCGGGAUGCACCAAGCGCUACACCGACCCCAGCUCCCUACGCAAACACGUCAAGAUCCACUCGGCCAAAGAGCAACAGGUGCGUAGAAAGCUGAGGCCCUGCCCCCACCUGGAGCAGGACGUCCUGAGUGAGUGUCUGUCUGUGCACCACCCGCAGGGCUCCGCACCCUCUCAGCCGCUCCCGGGACUGUGCCAGGACAUCUUCACAGGCCUGUACACUGGCUCCAGCACUCCCCACCACGGUGUCUCAGUGGAGCUCCUCUCCCCAGGACCAGCCCCCACCCCUGGCUCAGCCUCCGCCCCUGACCUGCCCCCCAGGCAGCCCCGUCUGGACCGGGACCUGAGCAGCCCGCAUCAUGUGUCCCCUCUGUCCACCAUGGAGAGCACACGUGACGGGGUGUCGGGUCCUCUGCUCUCCCCAGGGAUGAAGGGUACAGGCACUCCUCCUCCCUUGGAGAAGCAGCAGCAGCAGCAACAGCACAUCCACCCCCACCACAAGCCCUACUCUCAUUACCACCACCAGGCUGCCAGUGACGAUUACCAAGGCAGCUUUCAGAGCUGCUUCCAUUUUGGAGACUCCUACAGAAUGGAGCAGUCUGUGAGUGGUGUUCACUUACCAGCGGACUCACAUGGCUACACUUCCCACCAACACAAUGGCUUCCACAUGUCCAGCACCAGCGGUGGCUCUGCGGCAGGCUUCAGCUUGGCCCAGGACCUCCAGGGGCCAGGGGGGUGCCAGUUCUCCUCCAGCCCAGAGGAGAGCAUCUUCUUCCAGGUGAACAGCUUCGACCGCAGCCUGAGCCAGAUGUCCUCUGUCUACACAGAGACAUAGAGGACCGUAAAGCUGCCCUAUGUACCGUUAUACGGGCCUCUCAUGGCGUAUGCAUUUCAAUAGUCUGAGGUGAUAGCCUUUCCUUGGUCUCCGUUCCAGUUUGUACUGAUCUAAAGGAAACAAGCUGAGUGAAAGCAAGCCAAUCGGUAGCUUCCAGACCUCUGUGUUGCUUUUUUUUUGUUAGAUCAGGGUGGAUGAAGAGGGACGAGGAAAGGCCAUUUUAGAGUAUUGAGAUAGACCCUAGUAUAAUACGUUAUUCCAUGGUUCCGCUGGUCAAUGGCCAUCCUUUGUAGCUUUUUCUACUGCUCUGAAAGAACUGCCGUACCUCUGUAGUACGACAGAGCUCCCUACAGCCCUGCCCGAACAGAUACCAAGUGGACACAUUUCAAACGGAGACAUGACCUACUCCAGAACUCCCUCCUCUUUCUCUCUCCUUCCGUCUCUACAUCAUUCAAUCUACUAAGAACUGAAAUGUAGACAAAUAUAUAUCAUUUUGCCGUGUUGUUUUUAACAGUGGAAAAUACAUGUAUUGUUUGCAUUCCUUUGUUUUUAUUUUUGUGUGUUUGUUUAUUUGUUUGAAUUGUCUUAAGAUAUUUCUGGAUGGUAAAUGGAAGGGUGGUGGAUGGUCAUUUGUGAAAUAUUCUGGAACACAGUCAAAUCUACUUUAUCAUGUGUAUAAAUGUACAGUUUGUUUAAAGCGAUCUUCUGAAUGUUUGUUAUUCCCAAGUUUAAGAAAUAAAUGCUAUUACAAUAA
Oncorhynchus gorbuscha (pink salmon) is the source of this 3919-nucleotide messenger RNA. It is a transcript of the gene glis1b, whose product is annotated as zinc finger protein GLIS1. Gene Ontology annotation, molecular function: DNA-binding transcription factor activity, RNA polymerase II-specific; RNA polymerase II cis-regulatory region sequence-specific DNA binding. Gene Ontology annotation, biological process: regulation of transcription by RNA polymerase II. NCBI's taxonomy places the organism in Eukaryota, Metazoa, Chordata, Actinopteri, Salmoniformes, Salmonidae. The record is from RefSeq and is a predicted model, not a curated record. Gene Ontology annotation, cellular component: nucleus.